AUGGUUUCUAUUUUUGUUCCUUUUAUUCUAUUUUUUGUCUCUGUACUUGCUAAAACUGGGUGUGUUGAUUAUUUGGCAAACGCCAGUGAUUUGUCAGAUGUAUCGAAAAACUGUUAUAAAACGGCUCUUAAGAGUUCGACGUGUCGCGGUAUUUUUGAUGUAAAAUGUAUUUGUGAAUCGGAAAGCUAUAAGCUGGAAGUUUUUUCAUGUAUUCUUAAUAAAAAAAGAGAAGAUGGUAUCAACAUGGCUAUUUUUUUAAAAGAAUUAUGUAAAAAUGGUACGGAUUCUAAAGAAGAAUGUCUUGAAAAAGCAAAGACUCCUCCUCGUGAAAAAGUAUUAUCAUCUAAGGAACAAAAUGUGACUUUUGAUGAAGCUCCAUAUAUGGAUAAUUUUCUAUUUAGAUUAAGACAACAUGUCGAGAGAGAUAGAGUAGAAAAAUGUAUUAAACGAGGACAAUGCAUAGGCAUUUUUCAUUCUACAUGUUCUAUUCUUUAUAAAAUUACUACUGUAGCCGAUAAACCAGCAAAAACACAAGUAACCGGCAAACCAAUAAAAACACAAUCGAGUCAAGAAUCUACGAUCAAUAAUUUUGCUUCUACUGAUUUAGGUUUAUUUAGUAGUUCUUCCAAUUUAAUCAAGUUAUCUAUUGCUUUAAUUUCAUUAAUAACAUAA
Messenger RNA from Pneumocystis carinii B80, 672 nucleotides. RefSeq lists its product as hypothetical. Bases 1 to 672 code for a protein of 223 amino acids. Lineage: Eukaryota; Fungi; Ascomycota; Pneumocystomycetes; Pneumocystales; Pneumocystaceae. The record is from RefSeq and is a predicted model, not a curated record. The transcript is spliced from 3 exons.